Triticum aestivum (bread wheat) is the source of this 842-nucleotide messenger RNA. RefSeq lists its product as uncharacterized. The record is from RefSeq and is a predicted model, not a curated record. The transcript is spliced from 2 exons. Bases 118 to 660 code for a protein of 180 amino acids. Lineage: Eukaryota; Viridiplantae; Streptophyta; Magnoliopsida; Poales; Poaceae.
GCCCCAAUCAUUUGGGGCGUGCAUGCCAUAGAUGGCUCAUCCUUCUUGCAAAGUUCUGAGCGGCAAUAGGUAGCCAGCCUAUACAGGCAUAUAGCAUAGUCUUCUAUACAGGCUGUAAUGAGAGAGAGCGAGGCGGAGACAAGGCCGCCCGAGGCGGCCGGAAUACCACCGCCGUUCCCUCCAUCCUCGCCGGAUGGAAUCACAGGGGAGUCGCAUCUGGCCUAUCCGCGAUCUCCAAGCAUCCUAGCGGCGGUGCCUUUGGGAGGAGACGGAGGGUCGACAAGAUCGGACGGCGCGCGGAGAGAUCAGCCGCACGGCGCGAUUGGGCUUGGAGAGGGAAGAUGGUCACAAUGGCAGGCGCUUUUCUCCGACGAGACGGAUCCGGGCGUCUGGAUCGACGGAAGGCUUCGAUUCACACCGCACUCGCGGUGGUUGGUUCUUCUAGAUCUGGAGAACGAUAUCCUCGCCGGCGACUAUCUACCGGCAGGCGACAUGAUUGAGGUUAUCUUCAGAGCUACAGCUUGGAUCCGUACGUGGUCCUUACUCACUCCUAUGGACUCCAGGGAGCCUUUGGUUACUGGGUGCAACCAAUGGAAGAUGGUAACUCGGGCUAUAUUCAACCGGUUCGGAUGGCGGUCGCAUAACAGAAUAGAGGGCUAGAGAGCUUGUCCUUAUUAUCACCGUAUCGGUUGUUUUCUUUUAGGCCCUUUUUUUCCCAGAUCUUUGUGCUUUGACUUUGCUCUGUUUGCGAGCUAUAAGACCUUUAUGAUGAUACUUUCUGAAUUUUUAAUAAAAGGGCCGCAUGCAUCAUCAUGAUGCAGAGGCCGGGGUAUACCUCCAUU